Molecule: messenger RNA, 543 nt
Organism: Klebsormidium nitens
Lineage: Eukaryota; Viridiplantae; Streptophyta; Klebsormidiophyceae; Klebsormidiales; Klebsormidiaceae
Source: the annotation of a GenBank genome assembly
AUGGCGCUCAAGGCGCAAGUUGCCGUCACGGGGCUUCUGAUGGUCCUGGUGCUGGCGAAUCAGGCAUCCGCAUCGUGGAUCAGCGAAGCGCUGUUCGCUUCAAACGGCUCGCACGAGAUCGCCCACGCUUCCAACCAGCGCAGCCUGCUGCAAGCUCCCCAAACCUUCGUCUGCCCCACCUUUUUCGGCCUCUGCCCCUUCUUCGGGCUGGGCCAAUUUGGCAACACGAUCCCCCUCUGCUGCCCCUCCUUCAUCGCCUGCCCCGGGACGCUCAUCGCCAUUCUGCUCAACUGCGAGGCGGCCCUGCCCGUUACCCCGGUGCCAACCCCGCCGGUGACUAUCACCACGAAACCAGUGACUACUCCCCCGGUGACUGCUCCCCCCGUCACAACACCCCCCGUGACUACUCCCCCGGUGACUACUCCCCCGGUUACCACUCCCCCGGUCCCAGAGACCCCCUCUCCCACGCCUUCCGGUUGUCCUCCGUGCCCGUGUCUUUCUCCCACACCCACGCCGUUUACACCGUUGCCUUCAAAGGCUUGA